Zeugodacus cucurbitae (melon fly) is the source of this 2390-nucleotide messenger RNA. RefSeq lists its product as uncharacterized. The record is from RefSeq and is a predicted model, not a curated record. The transcript has a single exon. The coding region runs from base 423 to 1703 and encodes 426 amino acids. NCBI's taxonomy places the organism in Eukaryota, Metazoa, Arthropoda, Insecta, Diptera, Tephritidae.
CGAAGUGGCGGCAAUGAGGACCAACACGAUUGUGUCCCUGAAGCAGCUGGUGUAUAAAAAGGCUGCCCAUUGCUGGUAGCUGGCAUAUGUUCGUCGCGCUUCGAAGCUGAAGUAUCUCAGUGAAAAUUGCGGAAUAUACAGUAGAAAAGCAAACCGUUGUUAUUUGAAAGUAAAAUACAAAUUUGUGUCUCAGAUAAGAAAUCAAAAAAAUAUUUUGGAAAAAAGUGCAAGUGUCACCAAAAACCGAAAAACCCCUUAAGCGUAUUUGGAUUACUAAUACAUACGCAAAAACUAUCAAAGACAAGAAAUAAAGUGUGAGAAAAUUUUGUUUUUAACAAAGCCAAAAAUUUGGCUACAAGAACUGUUGAAAUCAAUUAAAGACAGCAAAAAAGUGUUACAAACCAAACAUCAACAAAUACAAAAUGGAUAAUUUAACACCGCAAAAACUCAACAAACCAACAACAUCAUCUUCUAGCAGCACAUCCAACUCAUCAGAGUUCGCUGCGAAGCACACCACAGCCUCACCCGUACACGUCGAUCACAAAUCCGUUUCCUACUCAAGCACAUCCUCUUCGAGCGACAGCAAAAUGUCCAAAACAAAAUUGACACGCGAUCAGAAAGUAUCGCGCGGCUUUCUCAACUGCAUCGGCAAGCAUUUGGGUUGCCCCUUUCUGCAGCAAAAUCCACGGCAUCUGCCACAGCAGCAACUCCAGCGCUACAUCUACAACAGCCAAGACGAUUUGCCCAGCUCCUCCACAGAUUCGUUCUCGCUCAGCUAUGAACGCGGCUCACACACGGGCUUCCACCUCACCGGCUCCAGCAUCGAUCUCACUUGCGGUGAUCUCAAUGACUUCGCACAAGAGCCGAAAACGCAGCAGUAUCAAAGGCAACACGCCUCACGCAAUACGCUCUCCUCAUCGGCGUACAGCGGCUCCUCAUGCUCACCAGCGUUCUGCUCAUUUGACGUCGACUGUUUGGUGGAUAUCUAUAGCGGUGAUGUUGACGCCGAUGGUGACGAGGUCUCGCUAAAAAUGUACCAGCAGCAGCAGCAACAGCACAUCAGCUCCAACAACAAUGUGGCGCAUAGUUGCAGCUCUGGUAACAAUACCGAUACAAAUAGCAGCGAUGACGAUGAUGAAUGCUCCACACAUGAGGAGUGCUGUGAGCAAAAGCAGAAGCGCAAAUGUCUGAAGCACGAAGCACAACAACAUCACCAGCAGACGCAUCAGCAGCGCCACGAACAACAAAAAGAGCACACAACACACAAGCGUCUGCACCUGAGUCGCCUAUCCAUCGCCUCGUCGGUGACACGCAUGUUGAACCAUUUCGCCAGCAGCACGUCGAUGAGGUCGUUGUCGUGCAGCAGCACACCGCUGCGCUGCUUCAAGGAUGCCAAACCGAAGGAGGCUGAUGACGCAGCCGCGCAUUUGAAUGCCAGGAAUAAGAGCGAGCACAAGAAGCACAGCUUGCCGAACACGUCGUCAUCGUCGGCAUCGUCCAGCGGCAGCCGCAGCAGUAGCAGUGGCAGUAGCAGCAGCGGCGGCGGCGGUAAAAGCAGCAAUAGCGUCAGCGGUAAGAAGAAGGAGAAGAAGCAGCAGAGUAUAUUGCGGCCGCCAGUACAUUAUGUCUACACGAAGGGCAUGUCCGGCCUCUACUCGCGUGUGCCGCGCUACACCGUCUGCUCGCCCUAUGCAAUGCAUUAAAGCGACAGCUAAGGGCAGAGGGUGACCGUUCGGCGUGCGGAAAUGUGAGAUAAAUGAUUUAUGCAUAUAUACACCAUGUAUACAAACAGAGACGUAUCGAAAAAGAGGCUGACUAUCUAAGUAUUAUAGUACGUAGAGAUUCGUAGGUUUGGAGAAGUCGAAACGUUUUUUUCCAAAUGACAACAGCAAAAGACUUGUAAUUCAUAACAAAACAUAAUAAUACCGUUAAGUGUACAUAAAUGAUUAGUUUAACCCGUAGUUACUUGUAAGCGUCUAAGUAUAAGCUCGAAGGAAUAAGGUUUGGUUUAAAAAAAAACAAAAGACAUAAUAAUGGAAAUCGCAGUGCCUCGAGUUUAAUGAUUUGAAAUGUAUGAACAAAUAUGUAAAACAUAGUAUAUACAUAUAUAUGUACACCAAACACCCCUAGUGGGUGUGUUGUAGUCGGUUUAGUCAACUUAAUGUAAAACCUUGCAAAAUUUCUUCCAUUCAAAGCUGCAUAUUUUUUCUAAAAGAAAGCGGUAAAACGAAAUAAAAUUAAAAUGAAAAAUUUUAUUCAAAAAGCACUGAAAAGUUCAAAAGUUUCUUCCAUUACUACAAGGAAAAGUAUUCAACUAUCAAAUAGUUUAAAAAACGCUGUAUAUUCAAUUAUUCUAAACAAAAUUUUAAUUAUAUUUAUUAUUAAUUAUU